Messenger RNA from Cooperia oncophora, 258 nucleotides. NCBI's taxonomy places the organism in Eukaryota, Metazoa, Nematoda, Chromadorea, Rhabditida, Trichostrongylidae. The record is from the annotation of a GenBank genome assembly.
AUGGAAGCUGGAGAACUGGUUCCACUGGAAGUAGUUCUUGAUCUCAUCAAAGAAGCGAUGCUGAAAGAAGUUGCUAAAGGUUCCAAAGGCUUCUUGAUCGAUGGUUACCCUCGAGAAGUGAAGCAAGGGGAACAGUUUGAAAGAGAGAUCCAAGAGGCGAAAUCGGUGAUCUUUUUCGAUGUAUCGGAUGACAUCUUGGUUCAGCGACUUAUGCAUAGAGCCAAAACAAGGUUCAUCAAAAUCACUUAUCAAAAAUAG